GGUCACUGCAAUGCUGGCAGGGAUGGAAGCCCUCUGCUGUGAGGCCAGGCUGAGAGAGGGCUGUUCAGCCCGGAGAAGGCUUCAGAGAGACCUUUUGGUGGCCUUUCAAUGCUCAAUAGGACCUCUGAGAAAGCUGGGGACAGAGUUUUGAGCAGGCCCUGUUGUGACAGGAUGAGGGGUGAUGGUUUGAACUAAAAGAGGGGAACUCAGACCAGAGAGAAGGAAGAAAUGUUUGACACUGAGGAUGAGGAGAGCCUGGCCCAGGUUGCCCAGAGAGGUGGCAGUUGUCCUACCCUUGGAACCACCCUGAGUCAGGUUGUUUGUGACCCUGAGCAGCCUGCUCUAGCAGCAGCUCUCCCUGCUGGCUGCAGGGAGUUGGACUGGAUGAGCUUUAAAAGUCUCUCCCACCCCAAACCUGUCUGAGACCUCUGACUCUGUGCUUCUCCCUGCACACUGUGCCUGUGCCUGGGGCUGACUGCAGAAGAGCUCUCUCCAAGCAGCCCAGAGCCAGCUACACCCUGCACACAGCCUGUGUGCCCAUCCCUGUGUGCCCGUCGCUGUGCCAGCUCCCACACGCCCUGCUGCUGGGCAGCCCUGGUUGAACUGGCUCCCAGCAGAGCCCAGCCACAACAGCCUCUGUGAAAGCUCCCAAAGCUGCUUCCAGCUUUGCACCACCCACUUGUACCCGAUGAAGGCAACCUGAACCCUGCUCCACAACAUCAGCUGCUCCUGACUCAGGCGCUGCUCCGUGCAGCAUUCCUCUGCUUGCUGCUGGGCUGCCAGGAUGGAGUUUUUGCUCCUCCAGUACCCAUUUACUUGUCUGUUCAUCGCUUUUCUAGUCCUUUACCAGGUGAAACCUGCCUUCAGGUACUUCUGCAAGAUGACCUUUUAUAAGUUGUGCAUCUUCACCUUUAGCAUUCUGGUUAUUUUGCUCAGUAUUCCUCGUGGACGUAGCCUAGAAAACAUGAAGUUCAUGCGCAUGACAUUCCUGCCACUCAAACACAUCUUUGGGAUCAAGAUAGUGGUGAAGGGCAAGGAGAACCUCAGGAAUAAGAAACCUUUUGUCCUUGUGUUGAACCACCAGACCUCCCUGGACCUCAUGGUGAUGAUGGACAUCCUGCCCAGCCGCUGCGUGCCCAUUGCCAAGAAGGAGAUCCUCUACAUGGGCACCUUUGGCCUGGCCUGCUGGCUCUCAGGAGUCAUCUUCAUCGACCGCAGGAAGAAGGAGGAGUCCAUCACCACCUUGACAGAGGUGGCAGACUCCCUGCACAGGGACAAUUUCCGCGUCCUGAUCUUCCCCGAGGGAACUCGCAACCACAGCGGCUCCAUGCUGCCCUUCAAACGUGGAGCCUUCCAGCUGGCUGUGAAAGCCCAGGUCCCUGUAAUCCCUGUGGUGAUCUCUUCCUACUGUGACUUCUACAACCAGAAGGAGAAGAGAUUUACACCAGGCAAAAGCAUCAUCCAGGUCCUGCCAGAAGUGGAGACCACUGGCCUGGGGCCGGAUGAUGUCCCCAAGCUCACUGAGCAGGUCCGUGACUCCAUGCUGGCCACCUACCAGAGGAUAUCAGGCAUGACAAAUGAGGCUCCUCACCAGGCUUCCUAACUUCCAGCCCCAGCUGUGUGUGUGGCAGCUGAGAGGGGAGAGCAUGGCAACCACCUGGCAACCACCUGGCAACCACUGGCAGCAGAGACAGCCACGGACUAAGCCUGGCAGAGCAGAGACAGGGAAACCAUCCACAGAAGCAAAGCCUGGCAGGGGAGGUGCUGAAAUGGUUGCCAUGCUCCUUCCAGACAACUGUGCCACCUGCAUGGGCAGACACACGGUGGGCAGUUGGACACUGCUUUGUAAUCACAGCACUGAGACCCCAGGCAGAGCUGGACCCACCCUGGGAUGGCUGCUGAGGGCUCACCAUCACCUUUGACUCCAAACCAACGAGGCACAGGCAUUUUCCCCAAGCCUGUGACCAUCCUGCCUGUCUCAGGCUUUGCCCCAGGCUCCUGGAAGCACACUCAGGAGUAGGCACUGUCUCCUAGCUCUAUCCAUGGGGAGAACUUGGGAGAUAGCUCUGUCACCUGAGGGGAAAGCCCCAAAGCAGCUUUGGGAGAGGGGAAUUAAAGACCUUCUGUGUGCCCAAAGGGGUUGGUGGUUUGUUUGUCUUGGCCUUCCCCUAAAGCAGAGCAAGGUUUUGCUUUCAGCUGUGGAGCAGAUGUUGAGUGUGAGUGGGAUGAGUCUGACUCAGAGAGCAGAGGCAGAGAGCAGAAAUGAGCUGCUUCACACCCUGCCAUGCCUGGAUGGCCUCACAGUUUUAGUUUCCCCUCAGAUACACUCUGGGAGCUGCAGCUCCUGAUCUCUGAUUCCUCUCUGGUUUUGCCCUGUCU
This is a messenger RNA of Pogoniulus pusillus (Red-fronted tinkerbird), 2379 nucleotides long. RefSeq names its product 1-acyl-sn-glycerol-3-phosphate acyltransferase alpha-like. Lineage: Eukaryota; Metazoa; Chordata; Aves; Piciformes; Lybiidae. Gene Ontology annotation, molecular function: 1-acylglycerol-3-phosphate O-acyltransferase activity. Bases 785 to 1603 code for a protein of 272 amino acids. The transcript has 6 exons. The record is from RefSeq and is a predicted model, not a curated record. Gene Ontology annotation, cellular component: membrane; endoplasmic reticulum. Gene Ontology annotation, biological process: phosphatidic acid biosynthetic process.